AUAAUGUUAUUGUUAUUUCUCUCAUCACCAGAUUUCCAGUCUCCAGAUACUGAGUCUCCAGUAGUACUUAUUUCGAAACUAUGGUAUCAGGAUUACUUCGCAGUUGACUUUAAUUUCCCCUGCGCAAUAUGAAAAUGCAGUCCCUUAGAGACUCUUUGGAUCGCUCUUCCAGUCAGAAUGUUCCCGGAUCCACGGAUGUGAGUGAUGUCGCGAAGAGUCUUUUGGAAAGUGCGCCAUGGCAGACCGCUCUGCAGAGUUCCUGGGACUCAUCGGAUUACUUAUACGGUAGCUCGAAAACAACUUCGCUGCGCAGCUUGAUUGCCGUUCGAAAUGAUCGCAUUUUCUAUUGGAACAACAAAGACUCGUGUUUGGUCUCAGCGAAUUUUCGAGAUCCUGAAAUGCAGAACUUCAUCAAAAUCGAAUGUGAUAUUGCUCCGCUUUUCGAAGCGAGAGAAAUUGUAUGCAGUCCGUACGGCAGCUGUGUGGCCGUUGUCGGAGCGCGAGGCUUGAGCGUGAUCAACACUGCAACGGACGACAUUCCUGAACACGGGCGAAAAGUCUCGCAUUGUAUUGCCAUUGCUGAGCGCUUCUUUCUGAACAAUCCGAAAAUCCACAUUCUCCAGUUCGAAUGGUUUUCCAUGCGCGAGACACAUUUUCUCGUUCUGACGUCAGACAAUAACCUGCGUCUGUUCCGCUUGGCAUCUCCCUCGCAGCCGGAUUUGGUGGUCAGUCUGCACGGGAGCUCCAAUAAGCUCAGUCUGCAUAAUUUCACAGCAUUUUGCACUGCUCAUAAUGGUGAUGUCAGCGCGGCGUCAGCCUACUACCGAUCUCCCGAAAACGAAAGCGCCACUGUGACGAUUUUCGCAUUGCGCUCGGAUGGCCUCGUCUAUACAUUCGAUAUGACUGCCGGUUAUGACAGGUGUGUGGCCAGUUCGGUUCGUGGUCCAGUCAAUAACAUUGUUCCGUUUGGUGGGGAUGUUUCUCAUUUUGCCUCCUCCAUUGCUUAUAUCAGUGCCUCCGUCCCCGUUUUGAUAAUUGCAUCCAAUGGUGAUAAGUUAGUACAUGGGUUACUUCUGGAGAAGGAUGAUAUUGAAGCUGACAACACUUCUUCCGGUGCGAUUCUUUCCAGUUCUUGGGAAUUUAUUACGUUGGAAAAGUUAGAGCUUGUGACGUCCGCUGAAAAUAUCCGAAAUUUACCAAAGAGUCAUCACGCCAGACUGCUUUCCAGGCGUGAUAUUCCUGGAUGUUAUGCUUACAUAACCGAACACAGGAUCUUCGGCAUUGCAGUGCCAUGGCUGGAUGAUCUGUCAAUGUUAGAGAACAUGGAUUUGGAAUCACUUCGUUCUUCCGAUGUGCGAACAAUUCUGAGUUCGGAUCCGUUUGAGACAUCGAAUGAUUUGUUUUUCUUGGGUGCUCAAUUAAUCACUUCAGACACAAAUGAAUGUUCCUUGUUGUCCGUUGCAUCGAACGGUCAAGUCAGUAUUCAGCCGAUAUGUGUUAAUGCAUCGUCUGGAAAAAGUGGCUUGAAAAUUCCGGACUUUAAAUCAAAAACUCAGAACAAGUCAAAUUCUGAAGUGCCUUUUUCGGAGCUGAUCCAAAAUUUGCUGAGACGGGAAAGGAAUUUGCCCGUGUUCAAUAUGAAAAACACUGAUCAGUUGUCGGCAGAGGAUUUGCAACAAGUUUUGGACCACGGCGUAUCGAUUUAUACGGAAGAAUAUAUGAACCGUCAAGCCAAAGCAGCGCAAGCUAUCCGGAAUCGGCAAGAACGUCUAAAAGCUCGUAGACGUGAUUUGGCGAAUCUGAUUAGUGCAAUGGACCAAAAAGCUGCAGAGCUGACGGAAAAACUACAUGAAUUCUCAAACCAGUGUGAUUACGUUAGGAUUGAAAUGGAAGAUACGGAUUCUCGUUUGAGCACUCUCCAAAGCAAUUUGUCCGAUUGGAAUCCGGCGCUGACUACGGCUGAGAUGGAGCUGCAAAAUAAUUUAGAUGAAUUGCAUUUCAAAAUUGGGGAUAUCGAAGAGCUUCUAAAGACGGUGGAAGAAAAGCUGGUCUAUCGGCAAAGACAAAAGGAACUGCAUAACGCUGUCACGUCGGCUGCUGGAAUUUCCGGCAACUCUUAUGAGCAGAUGCACAAACAAGCUACGGAUCAAUUGAUCCGUAUGGAAACGAUUAAACGACGAAUUGCCGAUCUGAAGGAAAAAGUUAAAGAAUCUAAUGGCGCAUCGGCAUAAGUAGUUGGGAAUCCACUGGGAUUGAUUUUUAUUUUCUCACUUUUUCUGCAUAGGUUUGUCGAUUGCUUGUACAAGUGCAAUGUUUCUUUAUAUUUAAAUGUAUAGGCACUUGAAAUUUUUAAAUGUUCUCUAUACUUAACGCGUCGUCGAUUUUUAUGAAGCAGUUGGUAUGUUUCUAUAGUCCCUGUACCUAUCUGUACUGUAAAGCAGCAGCACAGACGUUGCCGGUUACAGUAAUUCACAGCUUGAGACUACCAUAAGAAUGUGCAGGGUAUAAAAAAUACAGGUUAGAAUUGGAGCCGAACUUGGGAUAUCUUGGGGCUGAAACUCGGGAUUGGGUCGAUAAUUACUUAAUCUGCCAGUCGUCACUCGAACCGUUCUUCCUGGUCGAGGGCGCGCAUUUGCCUGACGGCUGACAGGCAACCUUUCUGAUGCCAUAGCGUGCUUACAUUAACCCUGCUUCCGAUGCUAUCCUUUCGUCUGCAACUGCAGGGACGGUUCGGCAAAUGCGAUGUUCACUUAGAGCCGAUUGUUGAUGC
Paramacrobiotus metropolitanus is the source of this 2770-nucleotide messenger RNA. Its product is annotated as nuclear pore complex protein Nup88-like. Gene Ontology annotation, biological process: mRNA export from nucleus; ribosomal large subunit export from nucleus; ribosomal small subunit export from nucleus. Gene Ontology annotation, cellular component: nuclear pore. The record is from RefSeq and is a predicted model, not a curated record. NCBI's taxonomy places the organism in Eukaryota, Metazoa, Tardigrada, Eutardigrada, Parachela, Macrobiotidae. The transcript is spliced from 14 exons. The coding region runs from base 129 to 2231 and encodes 700 amino acids. Gene Ontology annotation, molecular function: structural constituent of nuclear pore.